AUGGCUGAUUCAGUCGCGAUCUAUGCGCUCGGCAUAAUCACAAACAAGCUCACAAAGUUAAACAGACAAAGUGUGGAUGCGAACACCCAGCUGAACGCGUUCUGGGCGCCAUUCCUCUUGUUACACUUAGGAGGCCCCGACACCAUAACAGCAUAUGCCCUGGAAGACAAUGAGCUCUGGCUGAGGCACUUGUUGGCACUAGUCACCCAAGCAGGAGUGACAUUUUAUAUCUUCCUGAUGGCGUGGACCGGCCCGAAUAUAUCCAUCCUCGCCAUCAUUAUGAUUCUUGCUGGGCUCGUCAAGUAUGGCGAGAGGGUUUAUGUGCUCUGGGCCGCCAGCAGUGAGCAGUUCAGGGACUCCAUCCCCGACCCACCUCCUAAAUUUUCCAAGAUAUUGGAGCAGCAUAAGUUGAUGGAGGCCGAGGGCUAUGAUGUCAUACCGCACGUGGUGAUCGAGGUCCGUGAUGCGACUGUGGAAAACACUGUGGAUGGUGCCAAUCUCUCGUCUCCGGAGAAAGACCUCAAUCUGGAGCAACGUUAUAAGCAUCUCCUGCUGAGUUCCGAGGAUCGUGACACAAGUAGGUCGGUGCUCAAGGAUAAGAAUUUCCUCGCAGUCUUCAAGAUCAUUGAGAUUGAAUUGGGAAUCAUGUACGAUUUGCUCUACACAAAGGCCAAGGCAAUCCAUACUAGCUGGGGCUUGGCUCGUCGCAUAACUGGAUUGGUUUCAAUCUGCAUCGUAUUGGUACUCUUCAUCCUGAUCGAGGAUCCUAAUUACUCAGUGGCUGAUCUUUGUUUGACCUUUGUACUGCUAGCGGUGGCCAUAUUCCUGGAGAUUUAUGCUUUGGUUUUUCUUCUUUUCUCUGACAAGACGGCUUGUUGGUUGAUUAAGGAAAAGAAAUUUGCAGUCUUGGAUUUCAUCAAUUGGUUGCAACCGCUGACUAAACGGCACCGAUGGUCGGAUCACAUGGCUCAAUACAGCCUAUUGAGCUUUGCAAUUAAAGAGAAGCACCUCCCUUGCCAUCAGAUCCUCGAAUUUCUGCACAUUGAUGAGGCGGUCGAGAAACUCCUCUAUAAGCAUCACAAGAAAGUGACCGAAGAGAUAAAAAUCUUAUAG
This is a messenger RNA of Eucalyptus grandis, 1113 nucleotides long. RefSeq lists its product as uncharacterized. Lineage: Eukaryota; Viridiplantae; Streptophyta; Magnoliopsida; Myrtales; Myrtaceae. Bases 1 to 1113 code for a protein of 370 amino acids. The record is from RefSeq and is a predicted model, not a curated record. The transcript has 2 exons.